AUCCAAGUGCUAUACAGAUAGAGUCCUUCAACCUGGCAGUGCUGAAUUUGUUUAUAUAUUUCAAUCUCGAGCUCCAUUUUUCUUGAGCACCGCAAAAAUGAUUGCUCGAAAAAUGCCUAGUACAAAGACCAUAUUGUCCACGGCUGCCUCUCUUGCUGCAUCGGCUAUGCUUAUCCGAUCCAUUGCCAAUGAAUUCCUCCCUGCUGAAUUCCAACACUACUACAUUUCUGCCAUUCGUAAUUUGAGUAAUUACCUUUCUUCUCAAUUCACCAUUGUUAUAGACGAAUUCCGAGGGCACGCCAUAAACGAAUUGUUUCAGGCCGCUGAUAAGUAUUUGGGCACGAUAACCACACCGUCCACUCAAAGGGUUAAGUUGGGGAAGGCCGAGGAUGAGAAGAAUCUAGCAAUCACUGCGGAUACAAAUGUGGAGAUUGUGGACAUUUUUGAAGAUGUCCAAGUCAAAUGGAUGUUGGUUUGUAUGGAGUCGAAGGGUUAUGAAACAGCAGGCUAUGGACAGCAAGUGAGGGACCUAACAGCAACUCUCCGAGCAGAAGUCAGAUCAUAUGAGUUAAGUUUUAACAAGAAAUACAAAGAAAAGGUGUUGAAUUCAUACCUGCCAUACGUUUUGGAGAGAGCUAAGAUCAUUGAAGAAGAGGGCAAGGCGAUAAAGCUUCAUACAGUGAGAUACCAAUACUGGGAUGCGAAAGCAAUCAAAAUUGACCACCCCAUGACCUUCGAGACCCUGGCAAUGGAUACAGAGAUAAAGAAGGCAUUGAUAGAAGAUUUGAAUAAUUAUAUCAAUGGGAAGGAGUUUUACAGAAGAGUUGGAAAGGCUUGGAAACGUGGAUACUUGUUGCAUGGUCCUCCUGGAACGGGCAAGUCAAGCUUGAUUGCAGCCAUGGCUAAUUACCUCAACUAUGACAUUUAUGACUUGGAUCUAACAGAUGUCCAGUGUAACUCGGAUCUAAGGUGCUUGUUGCUUGGCAUGUCUAGCAGAUCCAUACUUGUCAUUGAGGAUAUUGACUGCUCUAUCAAGCUGCAAAACCGAGAAUCUGAAGAUGAAGAUGAAGAUGAAAAUGAAUCAAAAUAUCCCGAAAACAAGGUGACACUUUCCGGGAUUCUUAACUUCAUUGAUGGCCUCUGGUCGUGCUGUGGAUCCGAACGUCUCAUUAUUUUCACAACGAAUCACAAAGAUCGACUAGAUCCUGCACUACUGAGACCCGGUCGUAUGGAUAUGCACAUCCAUAUGUCCUACUGCACCUUCUCGUCAUUCAAGCAACUAGCCUUAAAUUAUCUGGGGCUUUGUAAUCACGAGCUAUUUAAGCAGAUAGAAGAGAUCUUGGGCGAGGCCAAGGUCACCCCAGCAGAAGUUGCAGGGGAGCUGAUGAAGAGCAGUAAUGCUGAAGUUUCCCUGCAAGGCCUUCUUAAAUUCCUCAAGAACAAGAUGACUGAAAAAGAAAAGAAGGAAACUACGAAGACAUUAGAAGCACAUAAGGAAGAGAAUGGAAAAUAGAAGACACGACAUACCAUAAACAUUACCAGACUACUUCUGAAGAGCUCAAAGACGAGGAGGGGCAGAUGAGGAGGAGAUUUUGGGGACAACUUCUGUUUGAGAUGUUCCAAAUUGAAUUUGAAAACAAUUGACAAAUAAAUGAUGCGGCCAUGAAUGCCAAAUUUACAUCAUUCUAAACUUGACGAUUCAUACAACUCCGUAUCAACCUAACAGUAUACUAGUAC
This is a messenger RNA of Ilex paraguariensis (yerba mate), 1737 nucleotides long. Lineage: Eukaryota; Viridiplantae; Streptophyta; Magnoliopsida; Aquifoliales; Aquifoliaceae. The record is from the annotation of a GenBank genome assembly.